CAACGGACCUGUAGACCUACCCGGAUGCUUUGCAGGUGUCCAAUCAUAACAGAACAAGUACAGAAUUUCUGAAGAACUCAACUUGAAAUACUUGAAUUUCAGCCCAGAACCUGUUUGUCAAGAGAGAGGAUUGGAUCCAGGAGCCCAAGUCUUUGAUGUGGGCGGAUAUGGUGGCAGACAGCUGCUAUAAAACUCACCUCCAUCAUUUCCAUCCAGUCUCUGAGUCUCUCAGUUCACUGUCAUCCAGCAGAAAGCAUGUCUCGUAACAGCAGCGCCAGUGUGUUUGGAGGAGCCGGGGGAAGGGGCACCAAGGCGUCCGUGUCCAGCCCGCAGGGACUCCGCAACUUCCUGCGCAACGACACCGAGAAAGACUCAGCUCCGAUUACUCCAGUCACUGCUGCUCCGCUCAGCAGUUCAGAGCCUCCUGCAGAAACUCCCAUCAACACAGAGAACAAGCGGGAUCUGCAGGGUCUGAACAAUCGUCUGAGAGGCUAUCUGGAUAGAGUUAAAGAUCUGCAAGAAAAGAACAACGACCUGCAGAAGGAGAUUGAUGACAUUCUGGCCAAGAGGGAAGCUCCUGAGGGAAGAGACUGGGACAAAAUCCAGGAGCCACUGGACGAUCUGGACAAGGAGAUCAAAGAGCUCACCAAUGAGAAUGCCAGGCUGUUGCUCCAGAUUGACAACUCAAAGUUGGCCCUUGAGGACUUUGAAAGCAAACUGACUGAGGAGACAAAAUCGAGGAAUGAUUUAGAGAACGACACGGAAAAGUUUAAAAAAGAUAUUGAUGACAUCAAGCAGCAACGGGAGCAGCUGCAGGGGGAAACCGAACUGAUACGGGAUGAGGUGAAACGCCUUGAGGAGGAGCACAAGGAGGAAGUGAAUAAUCUGCGUGAGAAGAUCAAAAAUUCUGAGGUGAAGGUGGAGAUUGAGCCUCAGCAGUCCAACCUGGCCCAGAUUGUCAAAGACAUGCGGGAGUAUUACGAGAAGGUUGCUGAGAAGAACCUGAAGGAAACCGAAGAGUGGUACAAGAACAAGUUUGAGAACAUCAAGGAGAAGGAGGCCAAGAACACCGAGGCUUUAGAGUCUGGAAAAACGGAGUACAAGAACCUGCUGAAGGAGUUGAAAAGUCUGGAAAUGCAGGUUAUAGCAAACCAAGGAAAGAUCCAAAGUCUUGAGGAAAAUCUGGCAAAAGCCAAGGAUGAGAACAACCAGCGACUGAUCCCUUACAACAAUAUUAUAAUACAACUGGAGGAAGACCUGAUGAAUGCGAGGAAACAGGUGGAGCAGAAGGUGGAGAAUUACAAAGAGCUGCUCGGCCUCAAGAUGAGGCUGGAGAAAGAAAUUGAUGCCUACAAUGAGCUGAUUCAAGGCAUAACUGCUGAUACUGAGGGCGUGGAGUUUGAUUUAGAGGACGCAAUACCAGUUGAACAACAAAGGAGUGACCCGGUGGAAAGCGAGGUGGUGUCUUCGGUGAGCCCUGCCGUUAACCAAUCCUCAUCCGAGGCUCCUAUGAAUACCGUUCCAGAGGUGGUGGUGGGUUCUGAUGAUCUCGACAAGAAAGCUAAGAAAGCUAAGAAAGCCAGCAGCGACAAAAAAGCCAAGAAGAAGAAGCAAAAGAAGGAAAAGAAGUCUAAGGACAAGGAAUCCUCCUCUUCCUCCUCGUCCUCCUCUUCCUCUUCUUCUUCCUCUUCCUCCUCUUCCUCUUCCUCUUCCUCC
This is a messenger RNA of Cyprinodon variegatus (sheepshead minnow), 1716 nucleotides long. RefSeq names its product keratin, type I cytoskeletal 18-like. Gene Ontology annotation, molecular function: structural molecule activity. Lineage: Eukaryota; Metazoa; Chordata; Actinopteri; Cyprinodontiformes; Cyprinodontidae. The annotation marks the transcript as partial. The record is from RefSeq and is a predicted model, not a curated record. The transcript has 8 exons.